GGAUUUACAAACAGAACAGUGCUGAUUGUUGCUUGAAUUGUAUAAGUAAGGUCUGCUGCUGGGACUUGGGAAGGAUUUACAAAGAAUAGCUGAGAAGUCAUCACUGAUCCAGAAACCUGAUCCAACUCUUGGAUUUAGAAUUUAUCCAAGUACACAAGAGAUGGAGAUGGCCAGGCAGACAGGUGGAGCUGAAUGAAUUGAGCCUAAAUAUGGUCAAGGGAAUGGAAUGGCUGGAUCAGAGCACUUGUGUGAAGGUUGCUGUUUGAGAUAAGGUCAAAUGUGCAGCUUUUUCAGCAGCACCUGAGAGUCUGGCUGUGGACUUGGUAUUUUAAUCUGGAGAUGAUGGAAAGCGUACAGGUCAAAGUGCAUACCAAAUCCAGCUCAGCAAAUGGAGCGCUAGGCGAGUGCUAAUAAGAUGAAAUGUACACUGGAAAAAGUGCAAAGGCAUGUGUGUGUGUCUAUGUGUGUAUGUGUAUGUGCAUGUACCUCUGAAGAAGGGCAAAAGUUCAAGGUGUAGGCCAUGGUUUUAACAGUAUUUGAUUUGAGACAAGAUAGAGAUGUUAAUGUGUCUAUAAGCUCAAUAUGGGUCCUUGGUGUGAUUUGGCUGGGAAGAGCCUCCUGUACUUCAGGCUCCAACAGCAGGAGUAGAGUUGCCAGAACAAAAGUUGUACUGGAAUGCUGUUUUCUUUCCCUAGGUCCUUGAAGACAACUGCUUUGAUAAGAUGUCUAAUAUUCAUACAGGAGCUUCGCGAGCUCUUCCCUGGGGGAGAGUCUUAUUCUCAUGUGCUAUUCCAUUCAGGUUUUUCUAGGACUCAGAGCCAACUUCACUUUCUCGAACCAUCGCACAUCUUCAUGCAGAGUUUACUGAGCCACCUGAUGUGACAUGUUCAAAACCUGUCUGGGAGAAGAAGUAUCGAUGUACAACCAGGAAUGCUGGGAGCAUCGCCCUGCUCUCGGGAGCUUAGCUCGUUGGCCCCCGGAGUGUCCCCUCAUCCCUUCUAGUCCAAGUCAUGGCUUCUGAGGAUUUUGCAGCCCCUAAGGAACAGAGUGGAAUGCACAAAGCACAGAUUUUCGGGUUGGGCCCUGGGGCUUCCGUGGAUGGCCUGCUGCCCAGGUACUCACGUCCUCAGUCAGAACAGCUCCCUGUCAGCAUGGUGGGGAAACCCUACCAGUAUGUGCCUGAGCCUCUGAGAUGGGGAAUUUGGAUGCCAGCCCCUUCCUCAUCUCUGCCCACACAAGAGAGCCUGUCAACGUGGAAAACAAACAGGAAGGCACUUAAUGGUGUCUGUUCUGGAUGUUCCUACAGCAUCAUUGCCUCCCCAGGAUCCCCCAGCUAACACCAGUCCUCCGCUGGAACCAAGUUCCUGAAAGUGUGCCUCAUUUUCUUCAUCUGCAUAGGAAGGAUGAUUAAGUGCCAUCCUCUACAGAGAUGUAGUCUGUUACUGCCAUUUACAGUGGCCCUCAGCCCAGGAGCCCUAAGUGGCUCCCUUCAACCACCCCCCACCCAGGACACCCAUGGGCAGCUAGGGACUGAUGAGCUCGCUGUGAGGCCUCUGAGACCGACCCACUUGCCCAGUCCUGGCCCGGGGGGGGGUGGGGGUGCUGUGACGGCAGAUGGGCGUGCCAGCCGCCAGAUUCCUGAGGCCCGCCCUGCAGUGGGCUACGCCCAGCCAGGGAGUCUCCAGAGGUGAGGCCGUUCUUUAAAAACUGGGAGCCAGGAGAGGAGCCCCCACAUUCAAGGGGUGCUCUCAGAGGCCAUCUGGAGAGAGAAGAGCAAGCAGCACGGAGCAAGGUGAGGUCCUCUGUGGGGAUUCCCCUAUUGGCUGAAAAUGAGGCCACUCCUACUCCUGGGUUUUGUCUUGCCCAGUUUCCUGUGUGCCCAGCAAGCCUGCUCCCGUGGGGCCUGCUAUCCACCCAUUGGGGACCUGCUCAUUGGGAGGACCCGGUUUCUCCAUGCUUCAUCCACCUGUGGACUGACCAAGCCUGAGACCUACUGCACCCAGUAUGGCGAGUGGCGGAUGAAAUGUUGCAAGUGUGACUCCAGGUUGCCUCAUAAUUACAACGGCCACCGAGUGGAGAAUGUGGUUUCAUCCUCAGGCCCCAUGCGCUGGUGGCAGUCCCAGAAUGAUGUGAAUCCUGUCUCUCUGCAGUUGGACCUGGACAGGAGGUUCCAGCUUCAAGACAUCAUGAUGGAUUUUAAGGGGCCCUUGCCCGCCGGGAUGCUGAUUGAGCGGUCCGCAGACUUCGGCAACACCUGGCAGGUGUACCAGUACCUGGCUGCUGACUGCGCCUCCGUCUUCCCCCGGGUCCGUCAGGGCCAGCCUCAGAGCUGGCAGGAUGUUCGGUGCCAGUCCUUGCCCCAGAGGCCUAAUGGGCAUCUGGACGGGGGGAAGGUUCAACUUAACAUCAUGGAUUUAGCAUCUGGGAUUCCAGCAACUCAAAGUCAAAAAAUUCAAGAGCUGGGGGAAAUCACAAACUUGAGAAUCAACUUCACCAGGCUGGCCCCUGUGCCCCAGAGAGGCUACCACGCCCCCAGCGCCUACUAUGCAGUGUCCCAGUUGCGUCUACAGGGGAGCUGCUUCUGUCAUGGCCACGCUGACCGCUGUGCCCCUAAGCCUGGAGCCUCUUCCAGCCCCUCUACCGCUGUGCAGGUCCACGAUAUCUGUGUCUGUCAACACAACACCGCCGGCCCCAAUUGUGAACGCUGUGCACCCUUCUACAACAAUCAGCCCUGGAGACCUGCAGAUGACCAGGACCCCCAUGAGUGCCAACCGUGCGACUGCAACGGGCACUCUGAGACCUGUCACUUCGACCCAGCUGUGUUCGCCGCUAGCCAGGGGGCGCACGGAGGUGUGUGUGACGACUGCCGGGACCACACCGAGGGCAAGAACUGUGAGCGGUGUCAGCUGCACUAUUUCCGCAACCGGCGUCCUGGAGCUCCCAUUCAAGAGACCUGUAUCCCCUGCGAGUGUGAUCCCGAUGGGGCAGUGCCGGGCGUUCCCUGCGACCCAGUGACUGGGCAGUGCGUGUGCAAGGAGCAUGUGCAGGGGGAGCGCUGUGACCUGUGCAAGCCGGGAUUUACAGGACUCACCUAUGCUAACCCACAGGGCUGCCACCGCUGUGACUGCAACAUCCUGGGGUCUCGUCGGGACAUGCCGUGUGAUGAGGAGAGCGGGCGCUGCCUGUGUCUGCCCCACGUGGUGGGCCCCAAAUGUGACCAGUGCGCUCCCUACCACUGGAAGCUGGCCAGCGGUCGGGGCUGUGAGCCGUGUGCCUGUGACCCUCACAACUCCCUCAGCCCCCAGUGCAACCAGUUCACAGGGCAGUGCCCCUGUCGAGAAGGGUUCGGUGGCCUGACCUGCAACGCUGCAGCCCUCCGCCAGUGUCCUGACCGGACCUAUGGAGACACAGGCACAGGAUGCCGUGCCUGUGACUGUGACUUCCGGGGAACAGAGGGCCCAGGCUGUGACAAGGCCUCGGGCCGCUGCCUCUGCCGCCCUGGCUUGACCGGACCCCGCUGUGACCAAUGCCAACGAGGUUACUGCGACCGCUAUCCAGUGUGUGUGGCCUGCCACCCUUGCUUCCAGAGCUACGAUGCUGACCUCCGGGGGCAGGCCUUGCGCCUCAGCGGCCUGCGCAAUGCCACUGCCAGCCUGUGGCCAGGGCUGGGUCUGGAGGAUCCUGGCCUGACUGCCCGGAUCAUGGGUGCAAAGAGCAAGAUGGAGCAGAUCCAAGCAAUUCUCUCCAGUGCCUCGGUCACCGAGCAGGAGGUGUCCCAGGUGGCCAAUGCCAUUUUCUCCAUCAGGCGGACUCUCCAGGGCCUGCAGCCUGAUCUGGCCCUAGAGGAGGAGACCUUGUCCCUCCCGGGAGACCUGGAGAAUCUGGACAGAAGCUUCAAUCGCCUGCUCGUUAUAUAUCAGAGCAAGAAGGAACAGUUUGAAAGGAUAAGCAGUACAGAUCCUUUAGGGGCCUUCCGGGUGCUGACUGCAGCCUACCAGCGGUCCUCCCAGGCUGCUCAGCAGGUCUCCGACGGCUUCCACCUGCUCCUCCAGCUCAGGGACAGCCGGAGAGAGGCAGAGAGGCUGGAGGGGCAGGUGGGAGGAGGAACGGGAGCCGGAGGUCCCCAGCUCGCAGCUCUAAGCCUGGGGAUGGCUUCCUUGCCUGAUCUGAUGCCCACCAUUAACAAGCUCUGUGGGGGCUCCAGGCAGACGGCCUGUACCCCAGGAGCGUGCCCCGGAGAGCUGUGUCCCCGAGACAACGGCACGGCAUGUGGCUCUCACUGCAGAGGCGCCCUCCCCAAAGCGGGUGGGGCCUUCCGGACUGCGGGCCAGGUGGCCAGGCAGCUGCAGGGUUUCAACACCCAGCUCCAGCAGACCAGGCAGAUGAUCAGGGCAGCAGAGGAGGCCGCCUCGAAGGUGCAGUCAGACGCUCAGCGCCUGGAGACCCAGGUGAGCGCCAGCCGCUCCCAGAUGGAGGAAGAUGUCAGACGCACACGGCGCCUCAUCCAGCAGGUCCGAGACUUUCUGUCAGACCCUGACACUGAUGCAGCCACCAUCCAGGAGGUCAGUGAGGCCGUGCUGGCCCUGUGGCUGCCCACAGACUCCGCCACCGUCCUGCGGAAGAUGAAUGAGAUCCAGGCCAUCGCAGCCAGGCUACCCAAUGUGGACCUGGUGCUGUCGCAGACCAAGAAGGACAUUGCUCGGGCUCGCAGGCUCCAGGCUGAGGCUGAGCAGGCCAGGAGCCGAGCCCACGUGGUGGAGGGCCAGGUGGAGGAUGUGGUGGGGAACCUGCGUCAGGGCACAGUGGCACUGCAGGAGGCUCAGGACACCAUGCAAGGCACCAGCCGCUCCCUUCGGCUUAUCCAGGAAAGGGUUGCUGAGGUUCAGCAGGUGCUGGGGCCAGCGGAAAGACUGGUGGCCGGCAUGACGGAGCAGCUGGGUGACUUCCGAGCACGGAUGGAGGCGCUCCGCCUGCAGGCUAGGCAGCAGCGGGCACAGGCAGCUCAGGCCCAGCAGCUCGCGGAAGGCGCUGAACAGCAGGCGCUGAGCGCCCAGGAGGGAUUUGAGAGAAUAAAGCAAAAAUAUGCUGAAUUGAAGGACCAGUUGGGUCGUAGCCCCAUGCUGGGGGAGCAGGGAAGCCGGAUCCUGAGCGUCAAGACAGAGGCAGAGGAGCUGUUUGGGGAGACCAUGGAGAUGAUGGACAGGAUGAAAGACAUGGAGUUGGAGCUGCUUCGGGGGAGCCAGGCCAUCGAGCUUCGCUCGGCAGACCUGACGGGGCUGGAGAAGCACGUGGAACAGAUCCGCGACCACAUCAAUGGGCGUGUGCUCUACUAUGCCACCUGUAAGUGAUGUGCCGGCUUCCAGCCCCUGGCCCUGCCCGUCUGCCCUCUUUACUUUUGGAGGACAGACUGGGUUGGAAUGCUUUCCAGCUCCAGGAGACUUUUAUACAGUCGAAAGCACAACGUGGUCCACCCCUGGUGUGCAGCUGUUAAGAUUGUUCUGGGCUGCAGCUGAGCCCGAGAUGAUGGGAAAUUACAUUUGAGAGACAGAGAGGGUGGAGGCGGGCCGUGCCUUUGUGACUGGGAGCUCUCAAGUGCAGGGAGCUUGGCUGGGCAGCGUGCAUGCCCUUCAUCCUCCAUUGAGGCUGAGUCCUGGACGAACCCAAAAUCUUAACAAAAAGUGAUGUACAAACUAAAAGCCCAAUAAAAAUCUUUGGAAAGAA
Molecule: messenger RNA, 5721 nt
Organism: Prionailurus viverrinus (fishing cat)
Lineage: Eukaryota; Metazoa; Chordata; Mammalia; Carnivora; Felidae
Gene: LAMB3
Product: laminin subunit beta 3
Exons: 27
Coding region: 1830-5348 (1172 amino acids)
Biological process (GO): axon guidance
Cellular component (GO): basement membrane
Source: RefSeq, a predicted model, not a curated record